CUUAAGGUCACGGUCUCAUCUCAUCUCUCUCACGCCGUUCGUCGACAUUUUAUCGAUUUCUUCUAUCGUCGUUCAUCUAUCGUUGUCGUUCGUUGUUCGCCGUAGGCCUCACUCUCAUCUCUUUCACGUUGCGGAGUCAACAAUUUCAUCCAUCUCCAUUCUCCGCAAUCAGCCACACGAGGGACAACCAAGUAUUUGAAGGGAGAAAAGGACAAUAAUGGAUGUUUUCAUCUCAGUUGGAGCAAAAGUUGUACAAUACACAGUUGCACCCAUUGGACGUCAACUAGCUUACCUCUUUUUCUACAAUAGAAAUAUUAAGGAUCUUGAAAAACAACUUGAAAAUCUUAAGGCUACUAGAGAAAGAGUGCAAAUGUUGGUCAAUGAGGCAAGAAGCAACGCAUAUGAAAUCUAUGACGAAGUCUCAACAUGGUUGUUGGUUGAAGUGGAUGUUGAACUACCCAAUAUGCCACGACAAAAAGAAGAUGGAUCACAUAGGAACAGUUCUAAUCUAUCGUGCCUUAAUUUUGUCCAACGUCAUAAGCUAAGUAGAAAGUCAAAGAAGAGGGUGAAAGAUAUUCUUCAACUCAUAGAGGAAGGAAAGAAGUUUGAAAAAGUUGGUCAUCCGGCACCUCUUCCAGAUACUAAAAGUUCUACUCUUCCUGCAGAUUAUCAAGUUUUAGAAUCAAGAACGUUAAUGGCCGAAAAAAUUAAGGAUGCACUUUCAAAUCCUAAUGUUAAUAAGGUUGGAGUAUGUGGUAUGGCAGGUGUUGGAAAAACUAAGUUGUUGGAUGAAAUUAAGAAAUUAGUAUUGGAAAAUAAAUUGUUUGAUCGAGUGAUUGACGUGACUGUAGGGCGAUCUAAUGGUGUAGUAGAGAUACAAGAUCAAAUUGGAGGAAAGUUAAAUAUGGGACUAAGUAUGAAGGCAGAAACUAAGGAGGGAAGAGCGCCUUUCCUACGAAAUAAGUUGGUUGAGAUGAAAGAUAAGAUCCUUAUUAUGUUGGAUGACUUGUGGAAUGAAUAUGAUCUUGAAAAAGAGGUUGGGAUUCCUUGUCGUUCUGAAUCAAGUAAAGAAGGAUGUAAGAUACUUAUGACAAGUCGAUCUCGAGAUAUAUUAACAAAUAAAAUGAAUACAAAAAAGUGUUUUCAGGUGAAUUCCCUAAGUGAAGAUGAGUCUUGGAAGUUUUUUAUGGCAAUAGUUGGAGAGUUUGAUAAAAGUCGUAUAGAACACAUAGCGAAGAAUGUGGUAAAAAAAUGUGGAGGAUUACCAAUUGCACUUAAAAUUAUUGCAAAAGCAUUGAAAGGAAAAGAAAUACAUAUUUGGAAGGAUGCUUUCGAGAAAUUGGAAAAACAUGUUUUAGUGAAAAUUAAAGGAGUGAGUGACCAAUUGUAUUCUUGCCUUAAGUUGAGUUACGAUUGGAUAGAAGAUGAAGAAACUCGAUUGCUAUUUCUUCUAUGUAGUGUAUUUCCAGAUGAUCACAACAUUUGUGUGAAAGAUUUGCAGAUGUAUGCUAUGGGUAUGGGAUUGCUAAAUGACAUAAAUAAUUGGGAAGCAACAAAGAAUAGGGUAAUUGACUUGGUUGAUGAUCUUAAAUCGUCCUAUUUACUUCUAGAAUCCAAUUCUGGGGAUAAUUAUGUUCAAAUGCAUGAUGUGGUUCGCGAUGUUGCCAAAUACAUUGCAUCAAAUGAUGAUAAAAUGUCUUCAUUGAGCUAUGGGUGUGGACAAAGUGAAUGGCUAGAAGAGGAUAGAUCCGGAUCUUAUAAUGCAAUCUUUGUAGAUUGUAUGGACUUUUCCAGCCUUCCUUCAAACUUCGAGUUUCCAAACCUUCAGUUGUUAAUAUUAGGAAUGCCAUCGUUUUUUGGGGAAGGGGAAGCUAUUCAAAUUCCGGGUGCUUUCUUUGAAGGAAUGGAAAAGCUUAGAGUUUUGGACAUGACAAAAAUGUGUUUUGAACCAUCAAGGACAUCAGUAACUCACUCAUUAAAGAACCUUCAAACAUUAUGUAUGUCAUAUUGUGAAUAUUAUGAUAUUGAUACAAUUGGUCAGCUAAAGAAAUUGAAAAUUCUGAAAAUUAACGAUUGUACAUUUGAAGAGCUACCUGCAAAUAUGAGUCAAUUGACACAGUUAAGGUUGCUAGAUCUGUCGAAUUGCUCCAACUUGAAGGUGAUUCCUAUAAACAUUAUUUCAAGUAUGACAAAACUGGAAGAGUUAAAUUUAUGGCGGAGCUUCAAAAGAUGGGGGGAGGAAAUAUCAUACAGAAAUAAAUUGAUUCAGAAUGUCAAACUUUCUGAAUUGAAUCAUCUAUCACGUCUUUCUAAUUUAAGGUUAGAAAUUCCAAAUGUUAACAUUUUUUCAGAUGAUUUGAGUUUAGAAAGAGUUGAGAAAUUAGAAGAAUUUUGUAUUUGUGUUGGUAAUGACUCUUGGGGUUUUAGAAUAUGCGACGGAUAUGCAAGAAGGUUGAUGGUUAAUAUAAAAUCACAAAUUGUUGCAAUUGGUGGGACACUUCAAAUACUAUUGGAAGGAUGUGAGCAAUUGUAUAUAGAAGAUACAGUGGGCUUUACAAAUUGUCUUUUCAAACUAAACGGAAAUUAUUGUAAUCCCCGUUUGAAGCAUCUCCACAUUGAAGGAAAUUCAGAAAUGCCACGUCGAAUUGAUGUUCAGGUUUCAUUUCCUGAGUUGAAGGAGUUAACAAUCCAAGGAGGAAAUAAUUUGGAGAUGUUAUGGCAUAAUAAUAGGCUAAUUGCAAAUUCCUUUUGCAAACUCCGAAGUAUAUGUAUUUCAUGUUGCAACAAAUUAACGUACAUGUUUACUUCAAAUAUGGUGACAUCACUUGUUUUCUUAAAUACAUUAGAAAUCGAUAACUGUGAGUUAUUAGAAAGGAUAUUUGAAAUUGGAAAGUUGGUUGAUGAUGCCAAAGUACUGCCAUUGACAGACUUAAGUUUAAGGUCUUUACCGAAUUUAAAGUACGUAUGGAACAACGAUCCUGGUGAAUUUCUUACCUUUCCAAAUCUCAAAAACGUCAAUGUUUCUAGUUGCCCUCGACUUAAAUGUCUUUUUCCAGCUUCCUUCAUCAAACAUAUUGAAGAAAUUGAAAGUUUAUGCGCAUAUGAGGUAGAUGAAAUCUUUUCAGAAGAUGAAGCCUCCAAGUUAGGGUUCCCCGAGAUUGUCUUUCGAAGCUUGCAAAUUUUGGAAAUGGUAGUGAAGAGAAGCUUUUGGUUUAGAUCAGGGUCAUUUCCAAAAUUGCAUAAUCUUAAAUUGAAGGGCGGUGAAGAUGACGAUCUGGUUACUUUGCCAUUGGAAAUGAGUCAAGAAUUAUACAAUAUUGAAGUGAAGAAAUGUGACAAGUUGAAGUUUUUACUGCCAUCAUCAACCACAUUCUUCAACUUGGGUUCUCUUAUCAUUGAAGAUUGCAAUGGAAUGAUGAAUCUAUUCAACACUUUGGUGGCAAAAAAUCUAGUAAAUCUUUGUUUAAUAAAAAUAUGUGAUUGUAGAGGAAUAACUUCCAUAGUUGCAGAAGAAGUAGAAGAAGAAGAGGGAGAAGAAAUUAUUUUCAACCAUUUGAUUAGAUUGGAACUUAGAGAUUUGCCAAGACUAGCAAAUUUUUACUCUGGAAAAUGUGCGCUUAAGUUUCCCUACUUGGAGCGGUUGAUAAUAGAAGGAUGCCCAAAAAUGAAGACAUUUUCCUUUGGAAUAAAAAGGUAG
Molecule: messenger RNA, 3697 nt
Organism: Momordica charantia (bitter melon)
Lineage: Eukaryota; Viridiplantae; Streptophyta; Magnoliopsida; Cucurbitales; Cucurbitaceae
Product: putative disease resistance protein At4g27220
Molecular function (GO): ADP binding
Source: RefSeq, a predicted model, not a curated record